Fusarium tjaetaba is the source of this 1605-nucleotide messenger RNA. RefSeq names its product major facilitator superfamily transporter. Gene Ontology annotation, molecular function: transmembrane transporter activity. The record is from RefSeq and is a predicted model, not a curated record. Gene Ontology annotation, biological process: transmembrane transport. NCBI's taxonomy places the organism in Eukaryota, Fungi, Ascomycota, Sordariomycetes, Hypocreales, Nectriaceae. Bases 1 to 1605 code for a protein of 534 amino acids. The transcript has 2 exons.
AUGACAGCUCAAGUGGGCAGAGCCCUCUCCUACAUGACAUUCAAGCCCGAUAUGGGCACCAGCAAACAUGAAGCUCCUUAUCUCAAUGAAGAAGGCUAUGUCGACUUCUCGCCCGACGAUCUCGAGAACCCGCGAAACUGGUCCCUCAAGAAAAGAUGGGCCAUUACCUGUAUCGCAGUAUUUCUCGCAAUGAACGGAAACUUUGCAUCAAGCAUAUUUUCUGGCAGCAUCGGCUCUGUUGUGGAAGAGUUUGGAGUAUCAGAGGUUGCUGCAAGCUUGACAACUACAAUGUUUUUGCUCGGCUUCUGCGCAGGGCCCUUUGUCUUUGCGCCUCUUUCGGAGUUUUACGGUCGUCGGUGGAUAUUCUAUAUCACUUUUCUUGCCUAUAUGGCCUUCAACUUUCUCUGCGCAUUCCCUACAAACUUCGGAUCACUCCUCGUUGGACGAUUCUUGGCUGGUGUCUUUAUGUCUGCGCCUCUGAGCACCACCCCGGGCGUUCUGGUCGACCUCUGGGACCCUAUUGAGCGAGGAAACGCCACAGGAAUCUUCAGCUUGGCUUCUUGGGUUGGCCCAUCACUUGGGCCGGUGGUGUCCGGUUUCGUCCAGCUUAAGAAGAACUGGCGAUGGGGCAUGUACUCCGUCUUAUGGCUCGGAGCUUUGACAGUGCUUCUCAUUUUCCUGAUCCCCGAGACGCAUGCGCCGACCAUUCUAGCGAAAAAGGCAAAGCGUGCCCGAAAGUCUGGAAUUGCUGGCUAUGAAAAGGUUAUAAUGGAGGGAGAAGAAGAUAAACCUUCCCUCGCCCACGUCUACAAGCUGGCCCUCACGCGACCUUGGAUCCUCAUGUUCGAUUUGAUCUCCCUCCUCUGCUCUAUCUACACUUGCAUCGUAUUCACUCUUCAGUUCAUGCUCUUCAGCAUCUACCCUAUUGUAUUCAGAGACAUGAGAGGCUGGAACGCUGGCGUUUCGCAGCUCCCUCUCCUCGGCCAGGUCGUUGGGGCUGUUCUUGGAGCCAUAGUCAUCUUCGUUGACAGCGAGCGGCGGCGCAGCAAGGAGGCGGCUGGUAAGACGCUGCUGCCAGAGGAUCGGCUUCUCAUGGCUAUGUUUGGAGGUGUUGCGUUCCCUAUCACCAUGUUCUGGCUCGCAUGGUCUGCUAAUUACAACGCUGUUCCUUGGAUUGUCCCGACUCUUGCGGGCACUUUCCUCUCUGCCGCUCUAAUGCUCGUCUACGUUGCUAUAAUCAAUUAUCUUACCGAUACGUAUGCCCAAUACGCAGCUUCCGUCAUAGCGGCCAACACAGUUGCUCGAUCGGCUGGAAGUGCUGCCGCUCCCUUAUUUACGACCCAGAUGUUCACUGCUCUUGGUGUAGGUGGUGGAGGUUCUCUUAUCGGCGGAGUUGCGACUCUUCUGGCAAUGAUCCCGUUUGUUUUCUUCUGGUACGGUGCUCGUAUCCGGAGAAAGAGCAAAUAUGCACUUGUGGAGCCAGAUCAAAUGGAGAAGAUGGACGAGGAAGCCGAUCCUACAGACUAUGGUGUUCAAGGGGAAGAGACUCAGCACACAGGUGAUAUGGAUGAGCCAGCACACAGCAAGCGUUCCGAGGAUGCAUGA